UAUCAAUCACAGGGUCAAAAAAAUCAUGAGCUUUGUCUAUAUUAAGCAGUGGAUUAUCAGCUUAUUGCAUUCCACUUUCACACUCUCAUUGUCUCCUUGAAACUAUAAACUGGAGCAGAGGAGACCAGUACUACAUUCUUUCUUCUGAAAAUCUACAAUCAAAUUUAUCCUCUUCCUGCAUAUUUUUUUCUCUCUCUCUCUCCUUUUCUUUCCCUCUUUGAAGUUUUAGCUUCUGCGUUGGUUUCACUAUAUUUCAAGUAAAUAGCUCGAUCUGGGUACUAGAAUGGGGAAGUUGUUAAUACCCAUUUUAGGACUUCUCCUAUUGUGCUACUUGGCAGAUGCAGCUGGUGAAACAAAGCAUCUAAAAUACAAAGAUCCAAAACAGCCAUUAGGUGUUAGGAUUAAAGACUUAAUGAGCAGAAUGACUCUCGAAGAAAAGAUUGGGCAAAUGGUACAGAUUGAACGCAGUGUUGCUGCUCCAGAUGUCAUGAAAAAGUAUUUUAUAGGGAGUGUGCUGAGUGGUGGAGGAAGUGUGCCAGCACCAAAGGCUUCAGCUGAGACUUGGGUAAAUGCAGUGAAUAAUAUUCAAAAGGGGGCUCUAUCGACUCGGCUUGGAAUUCCUAUGAUUUAUGGGAUUGAUGCAGUUCAUGGACACAACAAUGUGUACAAAGCCACAAUAUUUCCUCACAAUGUGGGUCUUGGAGUGACCAGGGAUCCUGAUCUUGUAAAAAGGAUUGGAGAAGCAACUGCUCUUGAAGUUAGAGCUACAGGAAUCCCUUAUGUUUUCGCUCCAUGUAUCGCAGUUUGCAGGGAUCCUAGAUGGGGACGGUGUUAUGAGAGCUACAGUGAAGAUCAUAGAAUUGUUCAAGCAAUGACUGAGAUUAUACCUGGUUUACAAGGAUACCUCCCUGCAAAUUCUAAAAAGGGUAUUCCUUUUGUCACUCCUGGAAAGACUAAGGUUGCAGCUUGUGCAAAGCACUAUGUUGGAGAUGGUGGCACGACCAGGGGCAUCAAUGAGAACAACACUGUGAUAAAUUUGCAAGGGUUGCUCAAUAUCCACAUGCCGGCAUACUACAAUGCUAUUAGCAAGGGAGUUGCCACAGUCAUGGUCUCCUACUCCAGCUGGAAUGGAAAGAAGAUGCAUGCUAGUCAGGAUCUUGUCACUGGAUUCCUGAAGAACAAGAUGAAAUUCAGGGGGUUUGUAAUAUCAGAUUGGCAAGGAAUUGACAGGAUUACCUCUCCUCCACAUGCUAAUUAUUCAUUUUCUGUUGAAGCUGGAGUCGGUGCCGGAAUUGACAUGGUCAUGGUUCCGUAUAACUUCACAGAGUUCAUUGAUGAUCUGAGCUAUCAGGUGAAGAACAAGAUAAUCCCAAUGAGCAGGAUUGAUGAUGCUGUAAAAAGAAUUUUGAGGGUUAAAUUUACCAUGGGUCUGUUCGAGAACCCACUUGCUGAUCUCAGUUUGGUCAACCAACUUGGCAGUCAGGAACAUAGAGAAUUAGCAAGAGAAGCUGUAAGGAAAUCGCUUGUGCUACUGAAGAAUGGUGAAUCUGCUGAUAAACCAUUAUUGCCACUUCCCAAGAAAGCACCAAAGAUACUAGUUGCUGGAAGCCAUGCUGAAAAUUUGGGCUAUCAAUGUGGAGGCUGGACAAUCACAUGGCAGGGUCUUGGUGGCAAUGACCUCACAACUGGUACGACAAUUCUAGAUGCAGUGAAGAACACAGUUGAUGCUGGCACCCAAGUUGUCUACAACGAAAACCCAGAUUUUAACUUUGUCAAGUCAAAUAAAUUCUCCUAUGCCAUUGUUGUAGUUGGGGAGCCACCAUAUGCAGAAACAUAUGGUGACAGCCUCAAUCUGACAAUACCUGAACCCGGACCGAGUACUAUCACAAAUGUGUGUGCAGCUGUCAAAUGUGUGGUCGUCGUCAUAUCCGGUCGCCCUGUUGUGAUCCAGCCUUAUCUCACAUAUAUAGAUGCUCUUGUAGCUGCUUGGCUUCCUGGAACUGAAGGCCAAGGUGUUGCUGAUUUGCUGUUUGGUGAUUAUGGAUUCACUGGCAAGCUUGCACGGACCUGGUUCAAGACAGUAGACCAGCUCCCUAUGAAUGUGGGGGAUAAAAAUUAUGACCCUUUGUUUCCCUUUGGGUUUGGUCUAGCAACUAAGCCUACCAAGAAGUAAGGUUCAUCAAAUGGGAGAGCUAUCUUGUAUUAGACACUAUCUGUUUUGCACUUUCAUGGUUAAAACUCUGUGAAGCUAUUUUUCCCUCUUCAUGAGGAGCUUUACAAAGGGUCAAGCUCUCAACAAAGGAUGUCAUUGGGAUGUAUGAUUUUCAGACCAAUUGAAUGAUAAAUGACUGGCUGUUAUGCUUUCCAGUUUUCCC
Molecule: messenger RNA, 2375 nt
Organism: Jatropha curcas
Lineage: Eukaryota; Viridiplantae; Streptophyta; Magnoliopsida; Malpighiales; Euphorbiaceae
Biological process (GO): glucan catabolic process
Molecular function (GO): beta-glucosidase activity
Source: RefSeq, a predicted model, not a curated record